Ilex paraguariensis (yerba mate) is the source of this 852-nucleotide messenger RNA. NCBI's taxonomy places the organism in Eukaryota, Viridiplantae, Streptophyta, Magnoliopsida, Aquifoliales, Aquifoliaceae. The record is from the annotation of a GenBank genome assembly.
AUGAAGUUGGCACAAGAUAUAUUCAUGCUGGAGAACCAAAUUCCGCUUAUUCUGUUAGAAGAAAUCCAGAAAGCUAUCCAAGCCGAACCCACUUGUGCUAAUGACAAAGGGAAAAUACCGUUGUUACUUUCCGAUUAUGUCAAAAAAUGGUCAGUUUUCGAUGAUGCUCAAGUCAUUUAUGAUUUCUGCAAGACACACUCUCCGCUUAAAUUGAUGGAGUUCAGGUUAUAUGGGUUUGAACACAAACUUGUUCAUCUGCUGGAUUUUAUGUACCAUUUAAUUGUUAACUGUCGGAAACCUGUGGUAGAGCCUCCGCCUCCAAUUAUCAUGUCUGCUUCUGAAUCUGUUGAUUUUUUGGGGAACACACAAAAAAUUCUGCAAAUCUCCAGUUCUUUAGGUAUUGGAGGUCCUGCUGUACAAGCAAUUCAGAAGCAUAUCCAGUUCGUUCAAGCAUUGCCAUGGGAGAACAUUCGUUCUCUAUUUCAAAAAACUGAUAUUGACGGAAAUCAAAGUCCAGUUGACGAGAUCGAGAUUCCUUCAGUGUCGAGCCUUCAAAAUAUUGUUGGAAUGAAGUUCAGCAUCACAGAAGGGGGCAUCAGGGGCAUCGAAUUCGACGAGAAAACACUUACUUUCCACCUCCCUGUAAUAACUCUGGAUGAUAAUUCGGAAGUUAUAUUAAGAAACUUGGUGGCUUAUGAAGCUUUGUCCAUGUCAGUUGGGUCUACCCUUAUGCUUGCAGAAUACGUUGAUUUGAUGUGUGCGAUUAUAGAUACUGCAGAGGACGUGAAGAUCCUGCAGGAACAGGGAAUCAUCGUCAUCAAAGACGGCAUUCUGCGAUAUCUAUGGCUGUAG